This is a messenger RNA of Zophobas morio, 3136 nucleotides long. RefSeq names its product inhibin beta chain (gene Actbeta). Lineage: Eukaryota; Metazoa; Arthropoda; Insecta; Coleoptera; Tenebrionidae. The transcript has 3 exons. The record is from RefSeq and is a predicted model, not a curated record. Gene Ontology annotation, molecular function: growth factor activity; cytokine activity. Gene Ontology annotation, cellular component: extracellular region. Bases 330 to 1667 code for a protein of 445 amino acids.
GUAGUGGCCAAUUCUAGUCCAGUCGCGAUCGGCACGCCGCCUGAUACAAACGCGCAUCGGGACGCCGCCGACACUAGUUGAAAACUUUCCCGAAGAAAGCCCGCGUUGCGAUCCGUUGUGAUAUCCAAAGACUGAGAGAAGAGCUUGUGAUAUGUCAGUGUUCAGAAAUUUCGUCCUUUUCGAGUGAGUCUGCCGGGAAGAUGUGCGCUCGCCGCGGACGUGUUGGUACCAGGCCAACGCCGAAGGAGAAGUCCAAGACUUCUCUGCACACGGUCCCCAACGCCAGAUAAUAGAGAGUCCCGCUCCGUCCCGUCCGAAGUAGCAAUAAAAUGGCAGUUUACCGGAACUACUACAGGAGGAAGAACCUGGGCUGCGCCCAGAAGUGGGCCAUCACGUUCCCUUGCCUCUACCUCCUUUGCAGCACCAUCACGCUGGUGUGCGGCGAGAGGCUGAGGCACCACCAGCACGUCGACGACGACAUCUACGUGUCUCAAUUAGAGAAUAGCGCGAUCGAGGAGAGCUCAAAGACGCCGAUCGUCACGUGUCCGAAUUGCAUCUACAAGAACGACAGAGAGAUCAAAGCAGAAACGGACAAUUUGAGGUUAGAAGCGAUCAAAAGACAGAUAUUAUCGAAACUGGGCUUGAGGCACAAGCCCAACGUCACACAUAGUCUUCCUAGAGAAGUUAUCAUGGAAACCCUGUCUAGAGCUGAAGAUAACAGUGAUUUUUUUAGAUACUCUUAUAGUGAAGAAAAUAUAUCAACGACUAGCGCCAGGACGUCCACGGUGGAUACCAUGGAUUAUGACGACUUCUACGGGAGGACGUCGGAGAUCAUUUCGUUUGCUGAACAAGGGUCCAGGGUAAACCAGAAUAGACUGUUAGAAUUCCGUGUAAGUCCGGAAUCCGGACAAGCGGGUCAGGAAUUCCGAGUCAGGACGGCCACGUUAUGGCUGAAAGCUGACAUCCGACGUCGCCGACCAAUGCAGUGCAGAUCCACGGAAAUUUACGUCUUCAAAAUCAUAUCUCGUCUACCAGAAACAAUUACGCUCAGCGAACAGGACUUCGACCGUGCGACGUCGGACCCCGUCUCCCUCAGCCUGCAGGAGUCCAAGAGCGGUUGGCAGAAGCUCGACCUCACCGAGACCGUGCAGCAGUGGCUGUCCGAGUCCAGCAAGGACAAGCUCCAGCUCUUCGUCGACUGCAGCUGCUGCAGCAACUGGCACGUCCACCUCUUCAACACCGAGGUGGACAAGAAGAGCAACCCCAACCGGCCCUUCCUCGUCAUCCACACCGACCCCAGCACGGCGAAGCGCGUGCGGCGGCGGGCGCUCGACUGCUCCGAGGACUCGGGCAACCAGUGCUGCAAGCAGCGCUUCUACGUCAGCUUCAAGCAGCUGGGCUGGGACGACUGGGUGAUCGCCCCGCAGGGCUACCACGCCAACUACUGCCGGGGCGACUGCGGCCUCCACAGGACGCCCGACACCUACGUCACCUACCACACCCACGUGAUCGAGGAGGUCCGAAAGACUCACCACCUGAGCGGGAUGCAGCCUUGCUGUGCGCCCCUCAAGUUCUCUAGUAUGAGUUUAAUCUAUUACGGGCCUGAUUUGACUAUUAUCAAACGGGACCUGCCGAAGAUGGUGGUCGACGAGUGCGGUUGUCCAUGAACUUGUAGUUUAACGUUCAUCCAGACUUGUGAAAUGUUGUUCAGUUGUUUUCUCGUGUUACCACUCUAUUCAAUUCAUACUUUAUUCUAUUAUGAUUGUAGAGAACGAGGUUCUAAGGUAGGUACGAAAUUUCGGACUGAGCAUGUGCCCAAUAUUUUACUAAACGAAAGACUUUCUUAACAAAUAUCUCAUUCAAGGGUGGGGGCUGCCGGCCUACCGAUGCUUCGCAGAUUUUUUUCGUAGGCUUCGUCGUCUCUUUUUUUAUUUUUUUUUUGAUUUUUUGUUGCAGACGCGUCUCCAAUUCGGGCUCCUGGUCGAGCGAUUUUCGCCUCUAUUGUUCAGGCGAAAAUCGCUCUUCUUACUUAGUGGCCAACUCGAAUCCAAAAUUUUCUUGCGCCGCUCCCUGUUAUGUCUUAAGUGCCUUGUGUAGGUAAAGUGUAGCCGCUUCCGCCCCCAGACCGGCACGUCCCCGCCGCCAUUGUUAGUAGGAAAUUAGUGAAUAUGUUUACUUAAGCGCAUCGUUGGUUGCCUAAAUCCAGCAUUCAGGCAACCAAAGAUACACCGGCGUAAUCUAGCUGACUAACUCAAUUCGUGAUUGACCUUGUAAAAACUAUAUCACAGCUGAGCCUUGUAAAUGAUCGCGAAGAGGGCUUAAUUAUGGUUUAUGUGAUUGUACUUAAUGUUUGUGAUUUUUUUACCAUUGUAACCUGUGAUUUUUUGCGUUUUUUAUUUAUUUACGUUGUGGGAUUUAAAUUAUGAUUCACUGCCGCCUCCUUUCGAAUGUAAAUUGUAAGCAUUGAAUGACAAUAAGAUACUAAAACUACUCAUUAAUAUAGCAAAGUCGACUUACGCAGUAUAACUCUCAUUGUAAAGUAUAUAAAUGCUAGUCCACUUAUAAUACUCAUAGGCACUAUGGUUGGUCCCGGCGGCGGACCGAGCCGCAGCGGUCGGUUCCGUCCGCCGGCGGGCCCCGGCUUCACUUGGAAACACGGAGCCAGCCAGGCCGCCGCUUCAAAUCUUCCACCAGAAUUGGGCGUUCUUCCAUUAGAUUAGAGCGGCUUCGGUCACGGGCAGCUGUCCCAGGUCGACACAUAUCAUUGUAGUGUGUUCUGGCAUAUUUUGGUCUGACCUGGAGAGCGGGCAGCGGGCGGCGUGGCUGGCCCCCCUGCACUAUAUCUACGCAAAUAUACCCAAAUUUUGCCUUACUAUAAACAAAACGUUAUAAAUACCUAUUCUAAUCAGGAAAUAGUUGGGGCGCGGCUGGGGCGCCGACGGCGGCCCGGCCGCACACCGACGUGUUUCGGUAUUUUACGACCAGGAUAUUUUACGAUGAUCGUGGAAAUUUACUGUAUGGUCGUUGAUAUGAAUAAAUUAGCUUUUGCAACCUACAUAAUAAUUUGAUAAUAAUUAGCUCAUUUAGUGAUAGACAAACAACGCAAUUUUAUUAAAAAGAAAAAUCGACAAAUGUU